AUGGCCAUAGCCAUGAUCAGUGUCAAGCUGGUUCUUCGUGUGCAGUCUAAAAAGCCAUCUGCAGACCAAGCUGUCACCUGGAUAGAAGACCAUGCAGAUGAGGGAUCCAUAAUCAAAUCUCGGGUGCUUCUUCCCUCCUUGUUUAAACUAGCCAGUUGUCAGGACCACACCUAUCCAGAUGAUAAUUCAACAUUUGAAAUUCGAAAUCUUAGAAACUUGGAUUACAUAGAUCCAGAUGCCUUUAAGGACCUCCCACUUUUGAAAUACCUUGGUAUUUUUAAUACUGGACUCAAAGCAUUUCCAGACGUCACCAAAAUCUACUCAUCUGAUGUUAACUUCUUACUUGAAAUUGCAGAUAAUCCUUUCAUUACUUCAGUGCCUGCAAAUGCUUUCCAUGGGCUUUGUAAUGAAUCUCUAACUCUCAAACUCUACAAUAAUGGUUUUACCAGCAUCCAAAGCCAUGCUUUUAACGGGACAAAUCUGGAUGCUAUCUAUCUGCACAAGAACAAAUACCUGGAAGCUAUCAAUGACGAUGCAUUUUUGGGAGUGCACAGUGGACCAACCCUACUGUAA
Molecule: messenger RNA, 573 nt
Organism: Leptosomus discolor (cuckoo roller)
Lineage: Eukaryota; Metazoa; Chordata; Aves; Leptosomiformes; Leptosomidae
Source: RefSeq, a predicted model, not a curated record